AUGCACUGCAAGAAAGCUGUGCUUUCAUGUGGGACAUUGUUGAGCAACAGUACUGCUGAAGUGUGUAGCAGAGUUGUGUUCUCAGCAACCAGAGGGACAGGUGCUAACAUCGUUCACAGCUUCAAAGCUAAAUUGGUUUCAUUUGACCGUCCAUUUUCUGAUUUCCUAACUGACAUUUUUGGCAGGCAGCACACUUAUUUACGAAUUUCCCUCACAGAGAAAUGCAAUUUAAGAUGUCAAUACUGUAUGCCUGAGGAGGGUGUGGGCCUGUCUCCCAAAGAUCACAUUCUAACUACUGUAGAAAUACUCAAGUUAUCCAGGCUGUUUGUGUCCGAAGGAGUCACUAAGAUCAGAUUGACAGGAGGGGAACCACUUGUUCGACCAGACAUACAUCAGAUUAUUGAAGGUCUGAAUGAACUAAGGAGCGCAGGACUUCAGCACAUUGGUAUAACAACAAAUGCUGUGACACUUGCGCGCAGGUUACCUGAACUGAAAGCGGCUGGUCUGGACCAGAUUAACCUCAGUUUAGACACACUUGUGCCUGCCAAGUUUGAGUUCAUCACCCGAAGGAAAGGUCACGACAGAGUGUUGAAAGCCAUUGACAAGGCGUUGGAGUUGGGAUAUGAUCCGUUAAAGAUCAACUGUGUUGUCAUGAAAGGUGUCAAUGAUGAUGAAAUCUGUGAUUUCGUUGCCUUUACCGAGAACAAGCCAGUAGAUGUCCGGUUCAUUGAGUACAUGCCGUUUGGUGGAAAUAAAUGGAACACAAAGAAAUUUGUUUCUUAUCCAGAAAUGCUUUCUUUAAUUCAUGAGAGGUGGCCAGCUUUGCAGAAAUUAUCUGACAAGCCAAAUGAUACUUCUAAGGCUUACAAAGUGCCUGGAUAUGCUGGCCAGAUUGGCUUUAUUACAUCGAUGAGCAACCAUUUCUGUGGUACUUGCAACAGAUUAAGAAUUACAGCAGAUGGGAACCUAAAGGUUUGCCUUCAUGGAAAUUCUGAGAUCUCUCUGCGAGAUGCAAUGAGACAGGGUAAUUCAGAUGACGAGCUGUUGGAAGUGAUUGGUGCAGCAGUCAAAAGGAAAAAGAAACAGCAUGCAGGAAUGACCAACUUAUCCAAGAUGGAGAACAGACCAAUGAUUUUAAUUGGUGGAUGA
Messenger RNA from Candidula unifasciata, 1149 nucleotides. Lineage: Eukaryota; Metazoa; Mollusca; Gastropoda; Stylommatophora; Geomitridae. The record is from the annotation of a GenBank genome assembly.